This is a messenger RNA of Lepus europaeus (European hare), 1211 nucleotides long. RefSeq names its product annexin A10. Gene Ontology annotation, cellular component: cytoplasm. Gene Ontology annotation, molecular function: calcium-dependent phospholipid binding; calcium ion binding. The transcript is spliced from 12 exons. The record is from RefSeq and is a predicted model, not a curated record. Lineage: Eukaryota; Metazoa; Chordata; Mammalia; Lagomorpha; Leporidae. The coding region runs from base 68 to 1042 and encodes 324 amino acids.
CUCGUCUAUGCAACUGAACACUUGCUGAGUCCUGUUAUCUGCCUUGAAGUUAGCCAUUGUCAUCAAAAUGUUUUGUGGGGACUAUGUGCAAGGGACCAUCUUCCCAGCUCCUAACUUCAACCCCAUGAUGGAUGCCCAAAUGCUGGGGGGAGCACUCCAGGAAUUUGAGUGUGACAAAGACCUGCUGAUCGACAUCCUGACUCAGCGCUGCAAUGCCCAGAGACUGAUGAUUGCGGAGGCCUACCAGAGCAUGUAUGGCCGGGACCUGAUUGACGUGCUGAAGGAGCAGCUUUCUGAUCACUUCAAGGAUGUCAUGGUUGGCCUCAUGUACCCGCCACCAUCCUAUGAUGCACACGAACUCUGGCACGCCAUGAAGGGAGCAGGCACUGAUGAGAACUGCCUCAUUGACAUAUUAGCUUCAAGAACCAAUGGAGAAAUUUUCCAGAUGCGGGAAGCCUACUGUUUGCAAUACAACAACAACCUCCAAGAGGACAUUCAUUCAGAGACCUCGGGACACUUCAGAGACACCCUCAUGAACCUGGUCCAGGGAACCAGACAGGAGGGCUACACGGACCCCGCCAUGGCCGCCCAGGAUGCAAUGGUGCUGUGGGAGGCCUGCCAGCAGAAGACCGGGGCGCACAAAACCAUGCUCCAGAUGAUUCUGUGCAACAAGAGCUACCAGCAGCUGUGGCUGGUUUUCCAGGAAUUUCAAAAUAUCUCUGGGCAAGACAUAGUAGAUGCCAUCAAUGAUUGUUACGACGGAUACUUCCAGCAGCUGCUGGUUGCCAUUGUGCUCUGUGUUCGAGAUAAACCAGCCUACUUUGCUUAUCGACUGCACGGUGCCAUCCAUGACUUUGGUUUCCAUAAUAAAACCGUAAUCAGGAUCCUCAUUGCUAGAAGUGAAAUAGACUUGAUGACCAUAAGAACACGGUACAAAGAGAGAUACGGGAAAUCCCUGUUUCAUGAUAUCAGACACUUUGCUUCAGGGCACUAUAAGAAGGCACUGCUGGCCAUCUGUGCUGGUGACACGGAGGACUGCUGACAUGGAGGGGAGGACGGGGAGCACCGGGCACUCUUCACAGACACAUCAGAGCAGAGUGUGACACAUGAGUUGUCACUCACACCACCACCAAACUACAAGAUCAGAUUUUCUCUUCUGUCUUUAAAAUUAUUCCAAAAUCUAUGAAUGAAAAUCUAUGAUCAAGGAUUUG